This is a messenger RNA of Agrilus planipennis (emerald ash borer), 3308 nucleotides long. RefSeq lists its product as uncharacterized. The record is from RefSeq and is a predicted model, not a curated record. Lineage: Eukaryota; Metazoa; Arthropoda; Insecta; Coleoptera; Buprestidae. The transcript has 2 exons. Gene Ontology annotation, molecular function: zinc ion binding; nucleic acid binding. Bases 990 to 3293 code for a protein of 767 amino acids.
CAUUAAUUCUUUAAAAAGAAGGAAAAUUGUUUCAGGUACCGGUGGAUAUUAAAUGUCAAUUUAAUCAAAAAUUAGUAAAGAUAUGGUAAAUAUGAUAAUUUAAUUGGCGCCAACUGAUUGCGCGUCAUUUGUACUCAAAGAUUUAGCUAUUAUGGUAUGCUGUAUUUAUUUUUAUAUUCAUUAUUAGUAAUGAUUACGGUAAAACUUCCAAACUGUGACGUGUGUAAUCUACAAAUAUUAAUUUGCUUAAAAAAAACGUUAAAAAGGCCUUCCGCCGAAUUUUUUCAUAAUUAGGCCAUUUUACGUCAUUUCCACCAAAAAAAGUUUCGAAAAAGCCGCGAUUCGGAAGUUUUACCAAUAAUACUUCUAGUUUUUCAAUACCAUUACUACGAAUCAUAUAAUUAUCUAUAAUUCACAAACUGCGCAAGCGUAUUAGUAAUAUCAAUAAAAAUUAAGUAUAUGUAAUUAUUACUAAUUAAAUAAUAUAAAGAAAAAAUCCGUUUACCAUAUUAGAUCAGUCUUCAAGCACAAAUGACGCGCAAACGUUCGGCAUCAAUUAAAUUAUGAUAUCUUCAGUAAUUUUUGAAUAAGUCAACAUUGAACUUCCACCUGCACCAGAAACAAUUUUGCUUUUUUCUAAGAAAACUAAUUAACGCACAAUUAAACUACUUACAUAUUUAGAACCCGCAAACAAUCCAAUUUAUUCGUAAAGUUGAAUGAGAGGAUUAUUUAUAUCACAUGACUAUUUAUGGCAUACUUUAUCUACGUUAAUAACUGUUUAUGGUUGUAAAGUAUAGACAUCUAGUGACGGCAUUGCGAACCAGCAUUGCCAAGAGUAGUUGAUAUAACAUUCCUGUAUCUGAUCACGAUAAAUAUAUAUCACUUACUUAGUUAUUAAACGAACGUUUUAAUUAAGGAAACCCAAUAUUACAUGGUGUCAGAAGUGGGAUAAAGCGUCAAUAAACAGGAAAAAGUGAGAAAGUUGUGAAAUGGCCACGAACGACGCAGUAUCAGGAAUAAAGCCGCCAGCUAACCUACAAAUCGACUCGGACAAAUCAACGAGCUGGAAAAAGUGGUUACAACAAUUUGAGUGGUAUGCCACUGCUAUCCAACUAGAUAAAAAGCCAGCCGAGGUCCAGGCAGCAACAUUUAUGGCUGUGAUAGGCCCAGAUGCGAUCGAAAUUUACAAUAGUUUCAAUCUCAGCGAGGUGGAAACAGAUAACCUACAAGUUAUCAAAGAUAGGUUUAAAGAGUAUUUUGCACCAAAAACAAACAUAUCUUUUGAAAGAUAUAUAUUUUUCAAGAUUGAACAAAAUGAAGAUGAACAAUUCAAUGAGUUUUUGACUAGAAUAAAAACCCAAGCAGGAAAAUGUGAAUUUGACAACUUAUGCGAUGAAAUGCUGAAAGACAAGAUAGUAUUCGGAAUUAGAUCUAAUCAAGUAAGAGAGAAAUUACUAACAGAAGACAAACUAGAUUUGAUGAAAGCGGUAAAUAUCUGCAGAACAAGUGAACAAGCUUCCAAACAACUGGAUGAGUUUGAAAGUAAAAGUAAAACGGAAAGAGUGUCAGCAGUGAAAAACAAAGAUGCCAGAAAAGAAGAAAACAAGAACUUUGACUGCAGAAGAUGUGGUACAAACCAUAAACGCCGAGAGUGCCCAGCUUUUAACAAACCAUGCACAAAAUGCAAUAGAAAUGGUCACUUUGCAAAUAUGUGCAGGACUACAAAGAAAUAUGAUACUAAACGGAAAAAUAGAGUGAAUGUACUAGAAGAAAGCUCAAAUUCUGAAGAUGACGUAUACAUAUCUGCUAUAAGUACUGGAGAAAAGAAAAACUGGACAGAAAAGAUUCAGGUUGACAACGUGAAGUUUACAGUUAAACUAGAUACAGGCGAAGAAUGUAAUGUAUUACCAAGACACUUGAUGGACAAAACAAAAGCAAGUCUGAAGUCAAGCCGAACAAGAAAUCUGAUAAGUUACACAGAUGACAAAAUGACAGUGUUAGGUGAAGUAGAGCUAGUAUGUAAAUUAAAAAACGAAGAAACAAAAAUUGUUUUCAAAGUAGUUCAAGAAAAAGUUACACCAAUCUUAGGACUUGAUACCUGCGAAAAAUUGGGACUUAUUGCACGAGUCAAAACAUUGAAGGAAAGUCAAUGUACAGAUGACAUAUUCGAAGGCUUAGGCUGCUAUAAAGGUUACGAGUAUGAUAUCGAUCUGAUUGAGAACCCAAAAUUCGAAAUAAAGCCGUCAAGAAGAAUUCCACAUGCUUUAAGAGAUGAAGUUAAGCAAGAACUUGACAGAAUGGUGAAGUUAGAUGUAAUAAAACCAGAAACAGAGCCUACCCCUGCUGUGAGUCCUAUGGUAGUUGUCAGACAAAAAGAUAAAAUGAGAAUUUGCAUAGAUCCAUCAAACGUAAACAAAAAUAUCCUGAGACGUCAUUUUCCACUUACCACUAUAGAAGAAAUUUCAGCUGAUAUCAAAGGUUCUAAAUUCUUCGCAUUAUUAGAUUGCACAAAGGGAUUCUGGCAAAUAAAACUUUCAGAAAAAACACAAAAAAUAUUAACAUUCGCUACCCCAUGGGGAAGAUAUUCCUUCAAGAGACUCCCGUUUGGUGUAUCAUCAGCACCUGAGAUAUUCCAAGAAAUAUUGACAAACUUGCUCAGCAAAUUUAAAAACGUGAGGGUAUCUAUCGAUGACAUAUUUAUACAUGCAAGAAGUAGCGAAGAACUAGGCAAAACCGUAGGCGAAGUAAUAGAAGUGAUGAAAAACUCAGGCUUUAAACUUAAUAAAAGCAAAUGCAUUUUUGAAGCAAAGAGAAUAAAAUUUCUAGGUCACAUUGUUUCAGCCAACGGACUAGAAGCAGACCCGGACAAAGUAGAGGCCAUACAAGCAAUGAAAACUCCAACAAAUAAAACAGAGUUACAGAGACUACUAGGGAUGAUUACAUAUCUAAAUAAAUUUAUCCCCAAUAUGUCAGAUUUAACAAAUCCACUAAGAGAUUUGUUACACAAAAAUACAAGCUUUACAUGGGAUUUUUAUCAUAAAGAGGCGUUCAAAAAAAUAAAGCAACUACUACAGAGUCCUCCAGUACUGAGACUAUAUGAUGUUAACAAACCUGUAACUUUAACAGUAGAUGCAAGUUCCAAAAAUCUUGGAGCUGCACUCCUUCAAGAAGGACAACCAAUAGCCUAUGGAGCAAGAGCAUUGACAAAAUCCGAACAGAACUAUCCUCAAAUUGAAAAAGAAUGCUGUUUGGAUGCAAGAAAUUUCAUGAAUAUGUAUAUGGUAAGGAACUGACAGUAGAAUCAGACC